Molecule: messenger RNA, 1784 nt
Organism: Bufo bufo (common toad)
Lineage: Eukaryota; Metazoa; Chordata; Amphibia; Anura; Bufonidae
Gene: CAMK1
Product: calcium/calmodulin dependent protein kinase I
Exons: 13
Coding region: 137-1222 (361 amino acids)
Biological process (GO): peptidyl-serine phosphorylation
Cellular component (GO): intracellular anatomical structure
Molecular function (GO): calcium/calmodulin-dependent protein kinase activity; calmodulin binding; ATP binding
Source: RefSeq, a predicted model, not a curated record
GGGCAGGCUGUAGACACUGAGACACCGUGCGGCAGGGAGUGCACCGCCACCGAGUCCCUGCCAGCUCCUGCCCGCUCCUGCCCUGACUUGGCAGACAUUUCUAUCAGCGCUAAGUGGUAAAGGAAUACCUUUCAGGAUGCCCUUGGGAGAGGAUGGGCCAAGCUGGAAGAAGAGAGCGGAAGACAUACGAGAUAUUUAUGAAUUCCGGGAUGUGUUGGGAACUGGGGCGUUUUCGGAAGUGGUCCUAGCGGAGGAGAAGAAGACCCAGAAACUAGUCGCCAUAAAAUGCAUCCCCAAGAAAGCUCUAGAGGGGAAGGAGACGAGCAUCGAGAACGAGAUAGCGGUGCUGAGGAAGGUCAAACAUGCAAACAUCGUGUCUCUGGAGGAUAUAUACGAAAACCGCAGUCACUUGUACCUCAUCAUGCAACUGGUGUCCGGGGGCGAACUCUUUGACAGGAUCGUGGAGAAGGGAUUCUACACCGAGAAAGAUGCCAGCCAGCUCAUCAAGCAGAUCUUGGACGCUGUGAAAUACCUCCAUGAUAUGGGCAUCGUACAUCGGGAUUUAAAGCCGGAGAACCUCUUAUACUACAGCCUGGAUGAAGACUCCAAAAUCAUGAUCAGCGAUUUUGGGCUAUCGAAAAUUGAAGGCUCUGGAAGCGUCAUGUCUACCGCCUGUGGGACACCGGGAUAUGUUGCUCCGGAAGUUCUGGCCCAGAAGCCGUACAGUAAAGCCGUGGACUGCUGGUCGAUCGGAGUCAUCGCAUACAUUUUGUUGUGUGGUUACCCCCCAUUCUAUGAUGAAAAUGAUGCCAAACUCUUCGAGCAGAUCCUGAAAGCGGAAUACGAGUUCGAUUCCCCAUAUUGGGACGACAUUUCAGACUCAGCAAAAGAUUUCAUACAGAAUUUGAUGGAAAAGGAUCCUAAUAAGCGGUACACGUGUGACCAGGCGCUGCAGCAUCCGUGGAUUGCGGGAGACACCGCCCUGGAUAAGAAUAUUCACGAAUCGGUCAGCGAGCAAAUCAGGAAGAAUUUUGCCAAAAGCCGAUGGAAGCAAGCCUUUAAUGCCACGGCUGUGGUACGUCACAUGCGCAAAUUACAGCUGGGGACCAGUCAGGAAGGGCCGGGGCAGACCACUCCCACCAGUCCGUGCCAUGGGAACUUAUUGGUUCCUGGAGACAAUCAUGCUCAGCUGAUCCCCUCUGAACAUCCACUAAGUUCCUAAGGCUCCCUUUCAGACAGCUGUCAAGACCGCUGUUCCCAGAAGACCCCAGAGAACAACUCCUUGGCCUACAGCACCCACCACUGCCCUCAAUCGAACCGGGUCUAAAGGUCGACAGCCUGGGAUAUGAUGUCACUGGAAAUAUCGGAGGCGGCCAUACUGAGCGUUACCCUGGUUGGCCGAACGCAAAGGGCAGAUCUUCAAGAGAGGACAGACCUUACCUAUCAAACAACGGGGGGUGGGACAUGGGUAGAGAGGGUACCGAGCGAAGGGGGGAAGGGCAGGCCUAUCGAUAUGCUUAUGUGUAUGAUGGAAGGAGCAUGGGCCUGAUGGAAAGACCGAAACGUUUACAGGUAGUCCAAGGACGUCCUUCUUGUUAAGAAAAAAAAAAUUUUUGUAAAAUGUUGCCUGCACAUUGUAUGUAGGGGGAGGGAAGUAUGUACAUUUCUAUGUCUUGAGGUGAAGACUCUUUGCUGCUGUAUUACUUGGCUUCCAGUAAAAACUCUGUCGCUACUAGGAAGAGCUUGAGGUCAUGAAAAAUCGUCGUGGUGGGGGGGGGGGGGGG